Striga hermonthica is the source of this 765-nucleotide messenger RNA. NCBI's taxonomy places the organism in Eukaryota, Viridiplantae, Streptophyta, Magnoliopsida, Lamiales, Orobanchaceae. The record is from the annotation of a GenBank genome assembly.
AUGUCAGAGAAUAAUGGGGAAUCGGAGAUCGGUCAUAAAGGAAAGGAAUGGGAAGUUGUCACACUCACUGAAUCCAUAUAUGCUGCUGCCCCUGCUUCCAAGCAGGACAUCCUUCAUAAUUUUCAAACUGAUUUAAUCAGCGGUGUGAGUCCCGAGACUGCUCAUGCAAUGAUUAUGUCCGGUCACUUUGGAUAUUCAUCGACUAUGCACGAGAACUCUCUCCCAGAACCCAAUCUAGAGGAAGGCAGUAAACCGGAAUCCAAGCAUGAAGAAAAUUUCAAUUUGAAAGACCCAAUUGCUGAUGAAUAUGGUGAGUUUAGAAAAUAUGAUGAUGAAAAAGGCGAUAUCAUGUCGUUAUAUAGUGCUGGGAAGUUUGAUCCUUAUGAUGAUGAUGAAGCCAAUGCUGAUGCCCACGAACCAAUUGAAUCUGUUGACCCUGCUAUGAAUCCAGACAUGUCGAACUUUGAUGAAGAUAAAACUAGUGAACUGUCUAAUAUUCCCUGCGAGGCUUGGUGGAGAAAGUAUGCUGAUACAUUGUGUGAUAGUGCAAAGAGUGUGAAUCCAUAUUGGUCAAUUGCUAUUGCUGCUGCUCUUGUGGGAAUCGUGAUUAUCGGUAACAGGUGGCAGCGGGAUAACAGGCCUCAGGUCUUUCAAUUUAAGUCAUUGCUGGCUGUCGAUAAUGAGGGGACAUGUGGUUGGAUUAUUGGUCCUAUGGCAACACAUAAAGGCGCCUCUCUGAGUGCUCGACACAUUUCAUACAUGUGA